CAGUGGAUUGGACAACAUUUGGCCGUUACGACACACCUAUCCGACAGCCAGUCUCUGGUACCUGAUGCUCGGCAGCCGAAACUUGAGCACCGACAGCGACCAGAGAAGCAGAGUGUGGCAACUAAAUAGCCUCACGGAGAGGUGACGCCGUUAACUUUGACAUUCAGACGCGGCGCGGGAGGCAAACUCACGGGAAGGAGAGCGAGAGGAAGUUUCUCUCCUAACGGAAAUGCGACGGCGGGCGAAGAAGAAGAAUGUGGUUCUGGGUGUUCUGGUUCUCGUCAGUGUCCUGUACUUCUUCUACCCUUAUGAAUUCCUCCUCAUGGGCUUGACGAGAUCGGCCCAGUCGAUUCCAUACCAGUCGAGUCGUCAUGCGGAGAGGCUGCUCAGUAAGGAGUCCUGGGUGGAGCAGGGAGAUUAUCUGCCCCUGAAUGUCACCUACCAGCUGCUGGCUGGAGCUCCAGCUGAUCAGCAGAAGUUCUUAGCUGUGGGCCUGUCCUCAGUCAAACGGAAGAAGGGCAGCUACCUCAUCCCCACGCUGCAGUCGCUCUUCUCUCAGUCUACUCCUGAAGAGCGGUCCUCCAUGGUGGUGGUGGUGCUGAUUGCAGACUUCGAUUAUAGCUGGAUAAGCAACACCGUCAGGGAAAUCAACGCCACAUUUGACUCCGAGCUGCAAGAAGGCCAGCUUGUAGUCAUCCAUGUUGCCCAGGAUUGGUACCCUCCUCUCACAGGUUUGAAGAGGAACUACAAUGAUGCUCCUGAUCGGGUAACAUUUCGCUCCAAGCAGAAUGUGGAUUACUCCUUCUUGAUCCACUACAGUGCAGGUCUUGGCCAGUACUACCUCCAGCUGGAAGAUGAUGUCCUUUCUGCACAGAACUUUCUAACAACUAUUAGGAAGCAUGUUGAGGAGCAAAAUGCGAAAAAGGGCACCUGGGCAAUGUUAGAAUUUUCAGCCCUCGGUUACAUUGGGAAACUCUACAAGAGCUCUGACCUUCCACUUUUGGCCCGCUUCCUCCUGCUGUUUUACCAGGAAAUGCCUUGUGACUGGCUGAUGACUCAUUUUAGAGAGCUUCUGACCCAAAGACAAGCCAUCCUCUUUAAACCCUCACUCUUCCAACACGCUGGCACUUUUUCCUCUUUCCAGGGAACGUACAACAAGCUAAAGGACAAGGACUUUGAGGAGGGGGUCUACACUAAUCCUUCAGCUGAAGUUUAUUCAAACAUUUCCACCUACCAGAAGCACUUCCCCAAACUGGCCUGGGAUGCCGGGGAAGGGUUCUUCUGGGGACGUUCUCCAGAAAGCGGCGAUCACUUGACAGUGGUGUUCCUGGAGCCUACUCUGGUGACGGGGAUAUUGGUAGAAACAGGAUCUGGAGGAAAGGACCUCCUCGACUCUGGUCAGGUGGAACUGGGCCAGGGCGUGCUCAAUAAAGAUAAGAAGAGCUGUAAAACCUUCCAGUCACUGGGAGCUUUCAUAAAUGGAAAAUUUGAGAUGCACGAGGUAGACAAACUGCACAGCUCUGCUUCUUCAUGUCUGAGGAUAUUGGUGACAGCUGCACAGAAAGACUGGGUGAUCAUCCAGAAAAUAAGGAUCACAACGAAGUAGAGCAGACGUCAGAUGUAGUGGUUCAUUAAUCUUCUAGCCUGACUAAUGAUUGGCCCAACUAUCGACGCUUGUAUCCGACUUGCAGCAUUGGUGGUAAUGCAGGGGUUGUGUUGUGUUGUUGCACUGUUUCUGUUACAAAAUCAUGGAACUGCCUCAGCGAAGAUGCUUUCAAUAUAAAGAAAAUCUUCGACCAAACCAAGUAAUUCCCUUUCGUCUGUGUUUUAGAAGUCUAGAUCUUCUCUUUUGCCGCUGUAAGAGGAACAAUUUUCC
This is a messenger RNA of Fundulus heteroclitus (mummichog), 1876 nucleotides long. RefSeq names its product alpha-1,3-mannosyl-glycoprotein 4-beta-N-acetylglucosaminyltransferase C. Lineage: Eukaryota; Metazoa; Chordata; Actinopteri; Cyprinodontiformes; Fundulidae. Bases 230 to 1606 code for a protein of 458 amino acids. Gene Ontology annotation, molecular function: acetylglucosaminyltransferase activity. Gene Ontology annotation, biological process: protein N-linked glycosylation. The record is from RefSeq and is a predicted model, not a curated record. The transcript has 6 exons.